Molecule: messenger RNA, 4991 nt
Organism: Phlebotomus argentipes
Lineage: Eukaryota; Metazoa; Arthropoda; Insecta; Diptera; Psychodidae
Gene: Nelf-A
Product: negative elongation factor A
Exons: 5
Coding region: 200-3016 (938 amino acids)
Biological process (GO): negative regulation of transcription elongation by RNA polymerase II
Cellular component (GO): NELF complex
Source: RefSeq, a predicted model, not a curated record
UGAGUGGAGUUUCUUUUGUAUCACAAUAUACCCGAAAUUAUCGAGUUUCUACUUACAUUCACUUAUUCAAAGUUUAGUUCUUUGUACAUUUCAAGUGCUUCACUAGUGGGACUGCGUUGAGAGCUGCUGAUAGUGGGUGAAAAGUGUGUUUUUCCGGGGGUGUACGUGGAUUGCAAGUUGGGGGCACAUUAAAACAAAAAUGGCGGCCAAUGUUGACACUUGUUUGUGGCUGCAUAACAAAUUGGGGACCUCCAACACCAACGACAGCUGGACCAGCGGCUCCAUCUGCUCACAGCUGAACAAGGAGGUGUUGAAGAACAUCAAGGACUGCUUCCCGGACCUGCAGACGCAAGUGAAAUUGAAAUUGCUGCUCAGCUUCUUUCACAUUCCGCGGCGUCAUGUCGAGGAGUGGAAGAAGGAGUUGGAGGAGAUCAUCGAAGUGGCAGGUCUGGAUUCGGAGUUGUGGGUGUCGAUGGUAGCGGAGACGAUGAAGACGUUUCCUGCCACGGGAUCUCUCAAUACGGAAAUCUCAGACUACGAUGAGACGCGUCCCAUUUUCACUGACAUGGUGAAUGACCUGAAGAAGCUGGUGAAUAAGCACAGCGAUCUGUGCAUGCUUCCUCUCGAGUGCCAGUAUCUCAACAAGGCCGCCCUCAUCUCUGUCGUGGGUCAGCAAUCGCCUCCAGUAAAGCACUUUACACUCAAGAGAAAACCCAAGAGCGUCCAACUGCGUGCGGAGCUGCUGCAAAAGUCUUCGGACGCCCAGUCGACGCUGAAAAAGGCCAGUGCGCCCACUAUUCCUCUGAGAUCCCGCGGAAUGCCCAGGAAAAUGACAGACACGACCCCCCUGAAGGGGAUUCCCUCCCGGAUGCCAACGUGCGGCUUCAGAUCACCGACUGCGGGUUCUGGGCUCAGUCGGCCGAAUCUGAGUCGGACUCCCGCGGGCCGGAAAGAUGGUGGGAUCAAGUUGCUGGACAUUGCUGAUCAACCUCUGGGCUAUGCUGCGGCGAAGAAGAGGAAACGACAGAUGGAAUUGGAGGAGCAGCAGAAGAAAGCAGAAGCCAUGGCCGCCGCGACGGCCAGUGGAGCGUCCAGCACCCCAACAAGCUCUGUGUCUUCGUCGACGCCUGACUAUGCGGCCGGCCUGACAGCUUCAGCAAUUUACACUCAGCCAGCAACUCCAGCUUCUUCCCUGACGGCCAGCGUGAAGGAGACUCCGCUGAACUCUGUCAAUUCUGUGACGUCUGGAGUGUCCAAGGGUGUGACAGGAGCUUCCGUUAUCUCUACGUCGUCCAUCGUGGCCAGCAGUGGAGGCGCCACGCCGAAGCACAAUGUGAUGGAGGCGAUGUAUGACAUGAAGCAAGUGAUGGAUUGUAAGGCGGAUUCGCCGACGGAGGAAUACGAGGAGAUUGUGACUUCGCCAACAACUCCCAAAGCUCCCAAAAUGUCCACUAAGCUCAUCACUUCGGCUACGAUUGUGUCACAGGCGCCUAGUUUGGUGAAGGCUGAGCCAACAUCACAUAUUCCAGCCGCGUCUUCCACGGUGACUUCCUCACCACAGAGCGGCGGAGCUCAAGUGAUAUCGCAGACGGUCAUCUCGUCGCCUAUGUCGCUGAAUAUGCCGGCGCUGACGGUGUUCUCGUCCCCGAGCGCAGUGCAGGGAUCACACAUUGUGCGGCAAGAGGUGCCAUCGGGUGGCCAAACAGUCGUGGUGUCGCAGGCGUCAACGGCGUCGCCGCAGCAAUUCCACCAAAUAGCGCAGAUGCCAAAGAUCGUGCAAAUCAAGACGGCGCCCACGAUCAUGAUGGGUCCGUCGAACACCAGCAGUAUCCCGCCACUCAUACCCAGUCAGCCGCAUCAGGUGAUUGGGUCAUCUCACAUAACAACUCCCACGUCCAAUGUUGUAACUCUGGUGGCUGGUCCGCAGACGGGUCAGACUCAGACAUUGGGCCAGACAGCUCAGAUAGUUACGGGACAAGGUGGGCAAAAGUUCGCCGUGAUGUCAGCGCCCAAUGUGAAGGGGAAGACCUUCAUCCUCACAAAUCCUGGCAUGUUGGCGCAAAAGGGUGUCAUUAUCAAGAGUGUCGCUCCGGGCGGUAAUACAAUUUACCAGCAGAUCCCCAUCAGCAAUGUGUCGGGGCUGCAAAAUCUGACUGGAACCACAAUUCUCACCGGCUCGCCGGCGGGCAUUAUCAAGACGUCUGGUGAACAGAGUGGACAAGCUACGACAGCGACUCUGAAUCAAAUCCCCGCCCUUGUGCCGACGAGAAGCAUCUCGCAGAAUAUUCCUUCUCUCACGCCUGUGGUUAUUGCACCGCAGAAUCAACAGCAGAAUAUCCCAGCUCUAAUCACAAAUGUGUCAUCGCUGCAGCAGCAGAACACAAUUCAGAGCCCACAGGGCACGAUAAUCAGACCGGUGUUGGCGACUAAUAUGCAGGGAUUGAAUGUACUUAAUCAGCAAGGGUACACACUCAUACAGCGACCUGGCGGACAGCCCACCCUCAUUCAGGCCAUCCCGGCGUCUCAGGCAACUGUGCAGCAAGCUCAGCAGGCGCCCAGUCAGCAGCAGGCGGCGCAGAUUCAGAGGAGUGCCACGGUGCAGGCGGUACAGCAGCCUGGCCAGCCGAGACAAGUGCAAUCCGCUCAGCCGAUCCGGAAGGGACUCUCGCUAUCGAGCGAACACGUGAAUAAAGUGCAUGAGAUGUUCAGAGGUGCUAAUCGUGUCACGAGACUGGACAAAGCUCUCAUAUUGGGAUUCAUUUCUGGACAGAGGGAAAAUCCACGUCCAAAUCCCGACAACGUUGUCACAAUAACUCUCAAUCAGACAAAGGAAAAGGUGAAGCAGGAGGAUGACACCGAUGCAGUGAUGCUCGUUGAAUCUUUCAUACGCUUGGACUACAACACAAUGGAAUACAAGACUUUCCAAAAGUACCGACGUCUGGAUCAACCCGCGACACACGACAAUCAAAAGGUAACAUCCGCUAGUGGCAGCACGCAGAGUUCGGUCGCUAUAUAAUGUUGCAUCAGUAUCCGGAAAAAGGGACUCGCUUUCCUUUUUUUCGCUGAAGGCUAUCAAAGGGAACAAAAAAUACCGAGUUUGGCGUGCGAUAUUCUCUCUUUGACGAGGUCGAUGAUGAGCAAAAAGCGUGAAUUGCACUUUGCUGAUAUCAACAUGAUUUUGCAAUGAGAGAAUUGAGAAUUUAGGUGAUAUAUUAUAAUGCCCGUUUUAGCAUGAUAUGAUAUAGAAUACGAAUGAUGAAUUGAUUUCAGAGGUGAAAAAUGACAAAAUAUCGCAAUAUUUCACUCUAUGCAAGAUUUUGAGAGGAUUCUUUAGAAGAAUUGAUCCAUUUUAGAUAUGAUUCUAUUGAAAUUGAAAAUAAAUUCCACAGAAAUAAAGAAAAUACAGAUUGAAAUAUAAAUUUGAAACUUUUCUAUUUGUUCAACACUAUGCGAAAAUAAGAUGGAAGUUUAUCCGUUUUGGACACUCUGCUCUAACUGGUUAUCUGGCUACCGUAUGAUAUUGAUAAAGGAAUUAGCAUUUUACAUUCAAAUGUUCUCGGAAAUGUUGAGGAACUUUGGGCACAUUUCUGCACAGUUUUACGCCUUUUAACUUUAAUUUCUAAAUUUCUCAAUGCCAUUAUUUGACUCAAGAACACUAUUUUUCAAUUAAGUUUCUUUAGCAUGAGUAAAUGUUCAGAGAAGUAAUUGCUGAGCAAGCUCUCUUCAUUUUGCAGCAAUUAAAUGAUUUGAAACAAUUCUAACCAGUUUGGCCUGACGCCAAAUUAUCGGCCAACUAAAAUCAACUGUUUUUUUGCUCAUACAAAUCCAUUUAAAUGGAAUUCAAAUGAAUAUCCGAAAUAGUACCAUUUGUUUUCAAUCAGAUCUUUAUGGUCAGGCUCAUUGUCUCAAUUAACAUUUGUGUCGUGUUUUGGAAGAAGAAUAAUAUAAAAUGACUGUAAAUAGUAAAGAAAAUCAAAAUUAGUGUUCAGUAGUAACAUAAAAAAUAUUGCCAAAUUCUCAUUAUCAGCCAAUUUACAGAAAUAAUUCCGUUUUGUGUCAAACUUCCCGAAAAAAAUUUAUUCCAUGAGUAAUUAUGGCGUUAAUGCUCUGUGCAAUAUGUGUUAAUUGAAUUGACUGAAAUAAUUGUAAUUUGGAAAAGUUUAAUUUCAGAAGAAUGUACGGUAGAAAAAAGUCAACAUAAAUUUCAUAUUAAUUGCAUCGUUGUACCCCAGGAUAUUCCAAUGGGACAAAUUAAAUGACGCAAAAUAUACCCAUAUUAUUCAAUUUGGAGAGCAUAGUGUUUUUUGCGAAGUAAUGAAUUGCUGUCCAUUUUCUCUACAUGAAACCCUGUAUUUAUCCUCUCGGGUCUUUUCUAUGUAGCCGGUAAAUUAUUUUAAUUAGAGGGCACCAAUGCAUCACCUUUUCGCAACAGUUUUUCCCUGCUAGAAAUGCAAUAUAGUAUAUAUUCUCUGUACCAACCGUUGCAGUGUUAUGAACCAUGCGUGAGUUGCUAUUUUGCCGAGUGGGUAGUUCAUAAGCCUUAACUGUAUAUUUAUUGCGAGAGGCGGGACGCGGGGAAGGGAGUGCAACUGGCGUUGUUGUGUAGAAGGAUUGUUAUAAUUUUACAAUUAUAUAUUUACAUAAUAGAAAUUUAUACAGAAAAAAGUGGUAUAUAUUGAUGAAGGAUGUGUAACAAAUCAUACAAGUCAAAUUGCAGAGAGGUGGAUUGGUGUAAAAUAGUUGUUUUUGCUCUGAAGCUGUAGAAAGGAUUCCCACAGAAUGAACAAAAAAAGAAAUAUCCUGUAAAAUGUGUUCUCAGAGACGAUAUGUGAGUGUCGGCGAGGCGAGAAGAUGUAUACAACAAAAAAAAGUGGAUAGAGAUUUUAUUGACGAGAGAAUGUGUAUGCUUCUAAAUGAUAAGCUUGAACUUCUCCAAAAAAGGAACUUAUCACAAGUAAACUUGAAAAUUCAAAUAAAUUGUAAAGUGAGUA